Molecule: messenger RNA, 1557 nt
Organism: Clonostachys solani
Lineage: Eukaryota; Fungi; Ascomycota; Sordariomycetes; Hypocreales; Bionectriaceae
Source: the annotation of a GenBank genome assembly
AUGAAGAGGCUCAACGCAUCCCUCAAGGGCCUCAAAACAAACUUGAGCGCAUUUUGCAAUCUGCAGUCUAAAAAGAUCAGACUGGCUACUCAAUUGUUUCUUUUCUCAUCUUUCCUUCAACCUAAUGUAUCUGGGCUUAAGCCAACUACUGCAGUCUCCUUGAUUUCUGCAGUCUUUGUUGCGGCGAGCUCCACAUUCGUAACGACGUGUGUUGAGCAGUCACUCUGGGCCAAGCUAGCCCCAAGAGCUGUCAAAAACCCGCUGACAGUAGGAGAGACGCGUCGUCUCGCACAAUGGGCUGUUUCUCCUCUUGGUCGACUCUCCUAUCCCUUAGAUGGAACCUCGAUUCUUCUCAAAUUGGCUGGUCCAUUACUUUUGGCCUGCGCUAUUGUCAAUUCGGUUCUCGUCUCGGGUAUCUCGGUCUCGACUCAUUCAUCGUCAGUUGAUACGACCUCCCAAGCUACCGUGGACAUGUGGAGCGGCUUCCUUGAUGCAGCGAAUUUCCAAUAUAACGGCGGGCUCUUCUCUGAUAUUCCCAACGAGGUCGCUGCACUGGCAUACCUUAACAACCUCUCCGUCCCAUCUUCUAGCCUUUGCCAAAGCUCAGACUGUUCUCUGGGGGCACAAGUAGGGGCAAUCCAGGCAGAGUGCAUAACAGUUAGUGCUCCACAUGGUCCCAUGAGUUCCACGGAUGAAGAGAAUGAAACCUAUACCAGCGAGUACAAUCCCGAUAUUGCAGUUAUCCUGACCCGUGGAAGCCCAUACACCUAUGCUAAUUUUACAUCCUGGUUCACUAAAAGCUGUGGUGAAAAUGUAAAUGUGAACCUGUGUCUGGGAGAAUUUGCAGUUAUUUUUGGCGCCUUUGUUAAUUUAAUGCCGUCAGCAACUGGUGGGCCAAUUGUGAAUACGAUAGACUGUCUCCUUACAUACGGCAGUCUGAACAUCACACAGACCGGCACCGGAACUCCCGCAAUUAUGGCGGGAUCCUAUACCGAGGCAACCUCCGCGGGACCAAAUGACUCUUCUAUAGCCUCCAUUAAGCGGAUAUAUACAGACUCAUUUGACAGAAGCCCAUACUAUUUCACCGCUAAGUCUGGAACGGAAGACACGACGGAUACCCUCUACAACAGUGCAGUUGCCACAUUGUUAAUCUCACCUAAAGGAAACUCCUCUGAUAAAGAGGUGGGUGACCGUAUAGAGGCUAUCUUCAAUACUGCUACGUUGAUGGCAUUUACACGCGUUCCUGGUGCGGCGAACGUCACCACAACAACUACGACUUCGGGUCCGAUUUACGUCUUUCACCCGCUUGUGUUGCUCAUAUUGCUUAUUCCCCUUUUUUCUACUGUUUUGGGGGGAUAUCGCCGGCUAAGGGUUGAGGGGAAUAGUCUCUGCCCUGGAUACGAUCCCGUGGAGAUUGCCAGACGCGGGUCUGUCGAAGGGAUCAGCGACUGGAAUGGGGAUAAUCUUGCUGGUAUUGACACGGUAGAUGACAGAAAGGUCAGGAUGUUGACGAAGCGUUAUGGUGAUCAGCGGACAUAUGGCUUAAAUGUACUGUAG